CGAGGAAUUUAUGCAUGUUUGUCUGCAAGUCACGUGAGUUAACAACAACCCCGCCUACUCCUGUUGUAGAGCCUCUACGCGUCAUUGAUGAUUGACAGAUUCGAACUCCGCGGCGGCUUUACGAUUGAUGGCUUUUAUUAGUUUUGUCUCGUAAAGUGGAAAGCGAAUGUGCCUCAAUAUUUUCCUUAGAAACACACAAUUUCGCAUGCUCUAGUUGGCAGUUUGUGUAAAAGAUAUCGUUGUUUGAGUGUUAUUGUUUUAUCAACGUCCUGGAGCGAAGUUAUUGCGAAGGAGAGUUGUUUAUACAGAAUGUCAGACGAACAACUCCGGCAAAGUUUGUAUUUAUUGUCCCGUGUAACGCAUUAACGGUUUGGAUUGUCGUAUAUAUUUUGUAGUGCCCUCCGACAAGCGACAAACUGGCUAUGUUCUCUCUCAUUUGUGAAACUAGCGUCACAACUUCAGUAUUAUGACAUCUUGGAUGAAGUCGGAAUUUCUGGAACUGGAAAGCAAUGGUUAAAGAAACCCUCCUAGGCACAACGAGGGCGAAAUUACAGCUUGGAACUUUGUUUUGGACGUUUGUAUGCUAUUAUGCAGCACUUUUGCCUUCAAUAUCCGCUCAACUGUACAGUUUUCAAGUCCAGGAAGAAUUACAGCCGGGAGCUAUUGUGGGUACGAUUAACAUUCAACAAGGAGAAACAUACUCACUCGUUUCACGUCAAUUUGCACUCAAUCCGCAAACUGGGGUUAUCACUACUAAAUCGCCAAUCGAUCGUGACAGUUUAAACACAAAUCCUAUAGUCCUGCAAGUUCAAAAUUCUUCUUCUUCUUCUUCUCCGUCUUUCUCGGUUCACGUUCGAGUGGAAGACAUCAAUGAUAACACGCCCGAGUUUUCAUCACCCGUGUUUCUUGUGGACAUUUUCGAAAAUGUGCCUUCUAACAGUGUGUAUGCGAUCGACUCAGCAACUGACAUCGAUGCGGCUGAAAAUGGCACGAUCGAUUAUGCGAUUGUGGCCGGCAACGAGGACGGAAAAUUCAAACUUGGAAGGAACACAACCGAAUGUGGUGGCACUGCUCUAUGCAUCAUAACACAAGGCAGCCUUGAUCGAGAGAAAGUCGCUGCUUACCUGAUAAAUAUCUCCGCUUCUGACCGCGGGAAACCCUCACUGCGUUCCUAUUGUUUGGUGAAUAUUACAAUUAUAGAUUUGAACGACAACGAUCCGGUGUUUACGAAAAACUCGUACAAUGCUACGGUGGACGAGAACAGUCCAGCUGGUGUGGAAAUUUUAGCCGUUUCUGCCACUGAUAAAGAUCACUCUUUGAACGGUGAAGUCAUUUACUCCUUCGACCUUGAUAGUGAUUCAAAUAACUUUGAAUUAAAUUCAACGACGGGGGUUAUCAGAACUCGAGCACCGCUCGAUUACGAGUCGAAGACGCUUUACACCUUCAAAGUGUCUGCUAGAGACCAACCACCGGGUGUUCCAUCACGGCAAAGCCGUCAAGCAACGGUGGAAAUUCAUGUCAGAGAUUUGAAUGAUAAUAUACCACAAAUAAUACGAGUGGUAUAUGCAAACCGAAAAAACCCUGCCGAAGUAAUCGAAAACAGCGGUGCCAAUGUACUUGUAGCCACUAUUUUUGUGAAAGAUGAUGAUGAUCCACUGGGUCCAAAUGGACAGGUUAUCUUGGAAACUUCAAAUGACAAUGGGAGGUUUAAAAUUGAGUUUACAACCACCUUGCCGAAUGGCAUCUCUUUGUACAACCUCAAAACUGCUGUUUCCUUGGAUCACGAAAGAUCUAACUUUUACAACAUCACUGUCACUGUAAAAGAUAGAGGGACCCCUAGUUUAAAUUCUUCAGUACAUGUUCUUGUUAGAGUGAUAGACGUAAAUGAUGAAAUUCCUUCUUUUGGUAAAUCAGACUACUCAGCAUCUGUCAGCGAACUGGCACAGAAUGGUAGUUCUGUCUAUCGCUUGACGGCUACUGACUUAGACAUGGGAAGUAAUGGCAAGAUUUCAUAUUCAAUCCUAAGUGGCAAUGCAUUGCACUGGUUUCAGAUAAACUCUGUAUCAGGCCUUAUUACUACUGCUAUGUCUCUUGACAGAGAGCAUUUACCACAAGUAUCAUUGACUGUGCUUGCUAAAGACCAUGGUUCGCCUCCACUUAAUGGCACCACUGUUGUUAUGGUAUCCAUCGACGAUAUCAAUGACAAUGCACCUGAAUUUUCUCACAGUAUUUAUAAUGUCACACUGGCUGAAAACAUGAAUCCAGGGACACCUGUUAUUACCUUAAAUGCCACAGAUGACGACGUUGGAAGUAAUGGGAAUUUGACUUAUAGGAUUGAUUCUACUUCUCAGAUUGCUUUGGAUACUUUUACCAUCGGAACAAGUUCAGGAUUGUUAACAACAAAGAUUAAACUUGAUCGCGAAGUGAAGAGCAUGUAUGAUAUCCCCAUUAUUGCCUCUGAUCAGGGUCUCUCACCGCUAUCAUCAAGAACCUUAGUGCGAUUGCAGGUUACAGAUGUUAAUGAUAAUCAUCCAGUAUUUUAUCCUGUGACUUAUAUUGUGAGCAUCUUAACAAAUGCUCAGCCCAGGGUUAUUACUCGGGUGACAGCAACUGAUCCUGAUGAUGGUACUAAUGGACAAAUUUUCUAUCGAAUUACAAGUGGGGCUGAAAGCAAAUUUGCCAUGAACAGCUCAAGUGGCGAAAUAAGUACACUGAUGCCUCUUAACAGUAGUGAGAAAGGCUUUUACCAGCUUAAUGUCACUGCUAAUGAUCUAGGAGGUCUUUAUGCUCAACGCGCUGCCACUGUGGAGGUGACAGUUCAGGGUCAGUCAGAUGACUUGCCAGAGUUUGAGUACAGUCUUUAUAACUUCACUGUUUAUGAAAAUGAACCAUCAGGGACCUAUGUUGGCAAGGUCAUCGCUGCCGCAAAAGACAACAGUGAUAACAUUCUUUACUCCAUUGUGUCAGGGGAUCCUCAACAUGUCUUCGAGGUUGAUUCUACUGGUGGAAUAAUCAUGCUUGAUGGACAUGUAGACAGAGAAAGGAGGGAUAAAUACUUAUUGCAUGUUGUAGCCAAGGCCGGAAUUGUGCAUCCUUUGUCAGCAACAACUUCUGUAAAGAUAGAUGUUCUGGACAGAAAUGACAAUCUGCCAUUGUUUUCCCCUUCAAGUGCUCAAGUUACUAUUGAUGCAUCCUGGCCUGUUGGAAGAGAAAUAUAUCUAGCAAGUGCCACAGAUAAAGACGCAGGUCUAAACGGAGCUGUUCGUUAUAAAUUGACAUUUGACGGCAAUGGCCUCCUAAAGGUGAACACAACAUCAGGUAUGGUGUCCUUGUCAAGGAAGGUUAACAAUCUAGAUGAUCCUCAAUACCUCAUUCGAGUGUCUGCAUCAGACCAAGGAGCACCUCCAUUACGCAGUACCUUUAUGUUAACUGUGGUAAUAGUGACCAAUCACCAGCCGAGAUUUUUAUUACCAUCUUUUAAUGCAAGUGUGCCGAGGAAUUUGCCUGUAGGGAAGGUUUUCCUGCCUGUGAUUGCCGCUGAUCCAGAUGAAGGUGACAAUGGAAAGCUGACUUAUGCAAUUUCUCCGAUAGGCAAUGAACUGGAUCUGUUUGCAGUUUCCCCUGAUGGAAUAUUAUUUGUUAAGAAUCAACUUAAUCAGGCAAGGUCAUUGUAUACCCUCUCACUCACAGCUACUGACAAAGGAAGCCCGCCUCUUAUGAGUUCUGUAUCUGUGACGGUUAACAUAAGAGAUUCAAUUGAGUAUCAGCCUAUUUUAAGUAAUGAUACUGCUUCAUUUUCUGUUGUGGAAAACCAGCUCCCAGGAACUAUGAUUGGCAGACUGCCUCUUCGAGAUGAUGCUUCUUUAAAGUCUAAGAAGAUGAUUUAUUCUCUGCCUGACCAUCAUGGCAAUUUUGUUAUCAAUCCUGUGACAGGUAUUAUCACAACAGUAAGAACAUUUGAUCGAGAACAAUUAGUUGAACAAAGUGGAAAGAAUGUCUUGGUGUUUCUUGCAAAGGCAACAUACGGUGACUCACCUCCCAAACAAGACACUGCAGUAGUGGUUGUUACUGUAGAAGACCAAAAUGACAAUAUACCUGAGUUCCGUCAUUCUGUUUUGUUUGUCACAGUUGAAGAAUCAACUCCAGUAGGUUCAAUUGUUUAUAAAGUCCUGGCAAGCGACCCUGAUGAAGGAGUCAAUGCUAACUUUACUUUCUCAAUAAUGAGUGGGCCAAAUUCUGAAGUAUUUUCGAUUGAUCCUGUGCAUGGAAAUCUUUUUCUCAACCAUUCACUUGACAGGGAAAAAGUGGAUCAUUAUACACUUACUGUCCAAGCCAUGGAUACUAACAAUAGAACCAUGUUCUCCCAAGUGCAUUUAGAAAUUAUUGUGGGUGACGCCAACGACAAUGAACCUGAGUUCACUGAGAAGCACUUAACUGUUAACGUGUCUGAAAAUUUGGCAGUAUCUCACCUAGUGGCAAUGGUUCACGCAACAGAUAAGGAUGCUGGUGAGAAUUCUGAGAUUGCGUACACCAUCACAUCUGGAAAUUUGGAAGCCGUAUUUGACAUCAAUCACUUAACAGGAGAAGUCUUCCUUAGUAAGCCACUUAAUUAUGAAAGAACACAGAAGUAUACAUUAAAUAUCACAGGAGAUGACCGAGGGAAUCCCCCAAAGUCUACAGUGUCUUUGCUUAGCAUCAAUGUGAUUGAUGAAAAUGACAAUCCUCCAGUGUUUAAAGAUCAACCUUCUGUCAUCAGAAUGCUGGAAAAUGUGACAUCAGGUUCUUUGAUUGGUCAUUGUUCUGCAACUGACGUUGACAGUGGGGAAAAUGGCCGUGUAACAUAUGGCAUCCUUAGUCAGACUCCACCUGAGGAAAUGGCUUUUGAGGUGAACCCUGUUACAUGUGCCAUUACCACAAGACGAAUCCUAGAUCGUGAAACCACCCCCCAAUACAAAAUUGUUAUUCGAGCAGUGGAUAGUGCGAGCCCUGGAUCAGCUCAGCUGUCUGCUACUAAAGAGGUCAUUGUUUUGCUACAAGAUGUGAAUGACAACAAACCUAGAUUUGCGACAGCACCUGCUGUAGGAAUUAAUGGCAAUGAAGGUCCAAAUACUGUUGUCAUGACUAUUUUGGCAACAGACACUGAUACUGGAAAUAAUGCAAAGGUAACCUACAAUAUUGUUAGUGGAGAUACAAGCUUUUUCCAGUUGGAUGCCAACACAGGACAGUUAGUCGCGCGAUCACAGUUACCCAGUAAUCGUCUGAGUUAUCAGCUAAGAGUGUCGGCUCAUGACAAUGGUGUGCCUUCACAAGUCUCUGAGACUUCUCUGACACUCUUCAAAAAAGGGCAACCAAACAGUGGACCGACCUUCAAUCAAGCAUUAUACAGAGGCUCUGUUGAGGAGAAUAGCAGAACUGGGACAUCUGUGACUCUAGUUCAGGCAGCAUUUUCUCCAAGCAUACCUGGUGCAGUUAUCAAGUAUUACAUGACCGCAGAUUCUAGUAAUGGUUCAUUUGCCGUGAAUGAAAAUAGUGGUAACAUCACAACUGCUGUUGAACUUGACCGUGAUAGUGUCUUGACGAGUGUGUUUACAUUAACAGUGUAUGCAGUUGAUCUCAGUGGCCCCAGUGCACGAACAAGCAGCACAACUGUGGAAAUCAUUGUUGAAGAUAAGAAUGACAACAGUCCAAUUUUUAUGCAGUCUACCUACAUUGCAACUGUGAUGGAACAGCUACCACGUGGUGCAAGUGUUACGACUGUUUCUGCUGUCGACAAGGAUCAAGGUCUCAAUGCACAAGUGCGCUAUUCUAUCAUCAGUGCUGGUUCUUUCCAAAUCAACAUCGCGACUGGUGAAAUCACUACCCAGCAAGUGCUGAAUCGCACUGUCCAAGAAGAGUACAACUUAACUGUUUUUGCAACUGAUGGUGGCAAUCCAGCCCGACAUUCAAGCUGUGUUGUCAUGGUAACAGUGAAAGAUGCUAAUGAUAAUGCACCACAGUUUGAUCGCCUAUUCUAUGAUUUUAAUAUCUUUGAAGGGACAGCUGUUGGAGCUAUUGUGGGGACAGUGAGGGCAACAGACAGCGAUAUUGGAGAGAAUGCCAGAAUUAGCUAUAGCAUUGUUGGUAAUCACAGAGACGUCUUCUUGAUGGACCCGUUCAGUGGGCAUUUGAAAGUGGCAGGAACACUUGACAGAGAGACAGUCGAAAUUUACAUUCUUAGUGUGUCUGCGACUGACCAUGGUAAUCCUCGUAAGUCUACCAAUGCCGAGGUUUAUGUUAAUGUUUUGGACAGAAAUGAUAAUGCUCCAGAGUUUUCAAAGAGCAUGUACCAUGUAAGCAUCUCAGAAGCUGCUGCAAAAGACAGUAGCAUCAUAACUGUCUCAGCCACUGAUAAAGACUUUGGCACCAAUGGGGCUGUCACAUACACUAUAUUGGCUGGAAACAAUGACCGCACCUUUGGUAUCUACCCAAACGGUACUAUAUACAACCUGAGGACCUUCGACCGAGAGCGGACGAGUUCUUACCAACUUACCGUCUUAGCAAGAGAUCAUGCAAAGCCUGUGGCAGCACAGUUGUCUAGCACAGCAGCAGUCCAGGUGACAAUCACAGAUAUCAAUGACAACAGUCCUUAUUUCAUCUCCGGCAAUGUCACCCACGUGUCAGAGCAUGCUGCAGGAGGUGAUGUCAUCACCACGAUCAUGGUGGCUGAUGCAGAUGCAGGAAGUAACGGAAAGGUAACCUUUGGUUUGGUCAAACUCGAUGCGUUUGCCCCUUUUAGUUUAGGUGCAGCCGAUGGUGUACUCCGGGUAUCAGGGAGUCUGGAUCGUGAGGUGAGAGACAGUUAUGUUGUUAGAGUGAUUGCUAUUGACCAAGGUGUCCCAGCAAAGCGUACAGAGAAAAAGCUGACAAUCGUAGUCGAUGAUUAUAAUGACCACGCCCCAGUUUUCCAGUCAGGAGUAAGCCAAGUUCCUGUUUUCGAGAACAUUUCAAUCGGAAGUGAAGUUGCAAGGUUUGUAGCCACUGACAGCGACCAGGGCAGCAAUGCAGAGAUUCGCUAUAGCAUUGCUGCUGGUAACGAGAAUGGUAGCUUCGAGAUAGAUUCAUCAACUGGAGUUCUCAGCACAAUAACAUCUUUGGACCGUGAAAACACGCCCAGUUACAUCCUUGCCAUCCGCGCGUCAGAUUUAGGCAUACCACCGCAGUUUACUGACAAGAGCUUGAGCAUUUUACUACGCGACGUAAAUGACAAUACCCCUACAUUCACUAAGGGUACUUAUACUCCAAGUGUCUUUGAAAAUGACUUGAUAGCCAAUGUUGUUACAGUGAAAGCCGUGGACAAUGAUGAAGGCCAGAAUGGAGCGUUAACAUACGAAAUUAUCCGAGGCAACGAUGGGGUUUUUUUCACCAUCAACCCCCAGACUGGUCAGAUAGGACUGACAAUAGCUUUGGAUAGAGAAAAGCAGGCCAAACACAUCCUGAAGGUGCAGGCAAAGGAUGGAGGGACGCCGCCCCUUGUGGGCGAGGCCGUGGUCAUUGUGGAUGUGAAGGAUCGGAAUGACAACCCCCCUGUCUUUCAACCAGACUUCUUCAAGGCUUCAGUGAAAGAAAACUCGGGGGUGGACACGCCAGUUCUGCAAAUAACUGCCACCGAUGCUGAUACUGGGGCUAAUAGUAAAAUCACCUACAGGUUGUCGGUGUCUUUUGGAUCGUUUGCAAUUGAUGCAAACACUGGACAAGUGAAAACCACUGCUUUUCUUGAUCGUGAAACUACGUCUUCGUUCGAGUUGAGCGUGUUGGCCACCGAUGGAGGGAUCCCUCCACAGACAGGGAAAGCUACUUUGCUCGUAAAUGUGGAAGAUGUCAACGAUUUUGAUCCUGCUUUUUCAUCUGAUCUGUACAUUGGAACGGUGUCCCCUGGGGCUGCACCAGGGACCUUCAUUAUCAUGGUCUCUGCCGCGGAUAAUGAUAUUGGCCCCAACGCCGAAUGUGAGUACACUGUAACAACCACGUUACCACCUGUCUUUCAAAUUUCCCCUCAGACAGGUAUCAUCACCGUGGCACAGAACGUUCCCUCAAGCCCCUCUUCGUACUCCUUUACAGUAAAGGCUGCUAACGUGAACGCACCGUCUCGCGCCGAUACCACCAAUGUCCAAAUAAAUGUGCUAACAGGUUCCUCUCCAGUCUUUCAACAUCUGGACCAAAACACAACGGUCUCUGAGCUGGUACCUGUAGGGACAGAAAUCUUUAAUGUAAAUGCUACCGGGCAUAUUUCCUAUUUCAUCGCUGCGGGCAACACCGGUAAUGUGUUCGAUAUUGACAAACUGGAUGGAGAGUUAAGAAUUCAGAAACCUUUGGACUUCGAGCAGCAAAAGAGCUACGCUGUUAUAGUAGGCGCGAGGGGUGCAGGUAUACAGUCGUUGUCAAGCUUCGUGACAAUCCGUGUUCUAGUUACUGAUGAGAAUGACAACCCGCCUCAGUUUAAUCAAAGCGUUUAUCGAGUACAAAUUCAAGAGGAACUCCCAGAAAAUACCACAGUUCUCUGGGUGUAUGCGUCUGACGCUGAUUCAGGACCUAACGCAGUGGUGGAGUACAAAAUAGCUCCAGGCAACAGUCUGGCAAGUGCAGCGUUCCAAGUGUCCCCUAAAGCAGGGCGUAUAUCCACCAGCGUCAAACUCGAUCGAGAGAACACUUCUUUGUUUACGUUUAAGGUCCGCGCUGAGAACGUGGCGAACAGAUCCCUGGCAGACGAAGCCUUUGUUAUUGUAACCGUACAGGAUAUCAACGACAACGCGCCUGUUUUCAUAGAUCCUAUGACAGCUUCUGUUUAUGAGAACGUCUCUACUGGAUUUAGAGUCGCGGUGCUGAGUGCCACCGAUGCUGACACUCAGAGUAACGCACAGCUGCGGUUUAGUUUCGCUCCUGGGGGCAAUCCAGAUGGUGUGUUUAAUCUUGACGCGAAUAACGGUAGUUUGACAGUACAGAACAACCUGAACAGAGAGUACAGAUCUCAGUACGUUUUGCAAGUAACAGUAGGAGAUUCCCUUCAUACAGUUACGUCCAAUUUCACUGUCAUAGUCUUGGAUGUUAACGACAACCCACCGAGAUUCGUCUCAGACUCGCUAUCACAGACAAUCAAGGAGAAAUUACCGAUUGGAUCAGAAGCGAUGAAUGUAACUGCCCGUGAUGACGACAUAGGAACGAACGCGGUGAUCCUCUAUUCCAUUCUGCCUUCUCUUGCUAGCGAUGUUUUCACUGUUGAUCGCCAAACGGGUGUUCUCCGCCUCAGUAAAGAGUUGCUAUAUAAGAAACCAAGCCCUCUUGGAAACGAGAAUUUGUACAAUAUCACAGUGAAUGCAAGAAAUCCAUACUCGCCAUUUUUUGAAGCGACGGUUCAUGUAGUUGUGGAAGUGACUGAUGCCAACGAUCACAGCCCAGUGUUCACGCCAGCUUUGUACAGCUUUUUCGUCAUCGUGAAUACAAGAAAUGGAGAGACAAUUGGGCGUGUAGAGGCAACAGAUGAGGAAGACGAAGGUGUAAACGCGCGUGUGCGCUAUGAAAUAAUCAGUGGCAAUGGCUCCGCACUGUUCAGCCUUGAUUCAGACAGUGGAAAUGUGACAGUAGCAGGAAAUAUUGCUACUCCAGGUGUGUUUUUCUUGCGGAUUAAGGCAGAAGAUUCGGGAGAUCCCUCCAAGGAAAGCGAGGCCGAUGUUUACGUUGAAGUUGUUGCACGGAACAACCAUUCACCUGAUUUUCCUCCUCAGUAUCAAGCCAGUAAGCUGGAAAGCUUGCCCGUGGGGAGUGAAGUUUUAAGGGUUACCGCUACAGAUAAAGAUUCCGGGACAAAUGGCCAAGUAUCGUAUCGUAUAGAGAGUGCUAAUCCACCCGGCUAUUUUGGAAUUGGAGAAAGGAAUGGCUCUAUAUAUGUACAAAAGUCUCUGGAUUACGAGCUUACUCGGCUGUUAAUAUUGAACGUUGUCGGCACAGAUGCUGGAAAAAUUCCGCGUUCAGAUUCCGUGGAAGUGCGUAUCACCCUCCUUGAUGCGAACGAUAACCGACCGACCUUUACACAGAAAGAAUACCACGGAUAUGUACCGGAGAAUACCUCCCCGGGAGCCCCUGUUGUUUCUGUAACAGCUUUAGACCCCGAUCAAGGUCUUGGAGGGACCGUGGAGUACAGCAUCACAAGUGGCGACUCGGCGGGCUUAUUUGAAAUAAAUCGGUCCAGUGGAAAAAUCAUAAGUAGGGCAACGUUUGACUAUGAAGUUGAGGAUAUGUAUGCAUUGACUGUCACCGCCAGAGACCAAGGGAAUCCUCAGUUAGAAUCCCAGCCUAGCGCCAAAGUGUUGGUUCACGUUACCAGUGUGAAUGAAUAUCCGCCCAGGUUUAACAAGUCGCUGUUCCAAGCCUCUGUGGCCGAAAACGCACCGAUUGGACAGUCUGUUACUCAGAUAUACGCAACAGAUCAAGACAAGGGUCCGGACGGUGAAGUUAUUUUUGUACUAGUGGGCGAAAGUAACUUCCAGGGAUUCAAGUUAAAUCGACUGUCAGGUGUGCUAAGCGUCUCUGGAAAACUGGACAACGAGCGAGCGGGUUUGGUAACGCUCCAGGUUCUCGCUAAGAACGCGUUACAGACAAGAGUGACUCCUGAUACUAGUGACCUAGCAAAGAUAAUCGUGACAGUCACGGAUGCUAAUGAUGCCCCUCGGUUCCUUCAGAGUGUGUACAACGCGAGAGUCACGGAAGGUGCUAUUUCGGGGUCGUUUGUGACCAAUGUUAGCGCCGUUGAUGAUGACUUUGCAAAAUCCCCGGCAGAAGCGAGGAUACGGUAUGGAAUUUUGUCAGGUAACAUUGAAAAUGCAUUCAUAAUUGAUCCAGACUCGGGUACAAUAACAACUCUUAAGAGUCUGGACAGGGAGUCGGUUUCACAGUACAGUCUAACAGUUACCGCUACGGACCAAGGACGGCCACCUAUGUCUGGCAACGCCACUGUCGUGGUUAGAAUUGACGAUAUCAACGAUAACGCGCCACGCCUUCCUGGUAACUGCAUAGGCAGGGUACGUGAGAAGGAGCCCGCGGGUACUCGGGUUAUUACACUGACGCCUUAUGACCCUGACGUGGAUCCCAAUCAAGGGCCGUUUACUUUUGUCAUCGAUGGGACCCCCAACAAUGAGUUCCAUUUGGACGGGAGAACUGGGGUGAUAACGACUACCGUUGAACUUGAUCGCGAGGUCACCGCCUCUUACAAUCUGUCCAUAAGAAUAUCCGACGGUGGCUCCCCACAGCAAUCUGCCGUGUCAUACUGCGAAAUUCAAGUACAGGAUGUCAAUGAUAAUCCACCCCGGCAAACUGCACGAAUCGUGCACGUGAACAUCAACAACAGCUUGCCAUCCGGGGACUUAGCAAAAGUGCAGCCUGAAGAUCCCGAUGUUAAUGACGUGUUUGUGUGCGAGAUACUGCAGGAUAGCAAUGGACUGUUCGGGUUUGCUCCUGGAAGCUGUGUACUGAGGACAAAAAACAAACAAACGGGAAGCGUGGUUAUGGAUUUAAAAGUGAACGGUUCUGAUGGAAAGUGGGCCGUGUCUUACGAUGUACAGGUCCGAUUUGUGGCCUUUAACCUACAAACUUUCGCUAAUAGCUUAACAGUGCGAGUACAGAAUACAAGCCCCGAGGGAUUUCUUUCACAGUCAUAUCAGAAAUUCUUGAACGCUAUAGACGUCAUUGUCUCGCCGCUUGGAUACAAAUCACAGCUCUUUAGCAUCAAAUCCGUGGGAGUUGGCCUUGUAGACUUAACAGUAGCGGCCAAAAAACCUCCAGCGUUUGAAUAUAUGAGGCGAGAGGAACUGUCUACCGCGCUGAGAAACAACAAAGCUGAUUUGGAACGAAAUGGUGAUGUUAGUAUUCAAAAUGUGGAUUACACUCCUUGUACCGCCAGCAGUCCUUGUCAAAAUGGAGGCGAGUGCACAAGCUAUAUGCACAACCUUGGCACUGUUACUACCCUGGAGUCCACACCUGUUAUCUUUCUGUCAGUGGAUUACGAAUGGCGUUUUAGCUGCGUUUGCAAACCAGGUUUUGGCGGCAAGACAUGCGCAGUAAGCGAGCAAGGCUGCAACCUUAAUCCAUGCAAGAACGGUGCCACGUGUUUGGACAAAGACUCCUCGUUUUCAUGCCAGUGUCCAUCAGGUUUUACCGGUCAUACCUGUUCUGAUGAUGUCAACGAGUGUGACCCGAAUCCCUGCGAGAAUGGCGGAACCUGUAAGAAUCUUGUAGGGAGUUACCAGUGUGAUUGCAAGCCGGGAUAUUUGGGUAAGAAUUGCUCGUCUGGAUACGACUUUUGCCGGGUGGCCUCUGUCACCUCCUGGGCCACACCCAGGUGUACCUGCUCCCAAGGACAGCUGUGUCAGUGUUCCUGUAUUGGCUUUGAAUCUGCUUCCUACCUUCAGCUUCCUACUUUGGAAAGUCUGCAGCAAGAUAACUUCAACAACAUCACUUUCGAGUUUGCUUCGUCUCAGAGCGACAGCUUGUUGCUGUACAACCAUGACGGACAGAACAAGGUGGAUUCGGAUUUUAUUGCCAUACAGAUCGUCAGUGGAAAGCUUCGACUGUCGUUCAAUCUUGGAGAUACAAGGAGUCCUGUUGUUGUGGAGGCAGAAAACUUUGUAGCUGAUGGAAAAUGGCAUACGGUUAUGGCCAUUAGAAAUAGGAAGGUGAGUUCAGAUUCUUUAUUUUUUUUUUAGUGUAACGAGGUUUCAGUUGUAAGGAAAAGUUGGUUGUAGUUCAAACAACAUUAGUAGUUGAAUGUCUCUGUGUGCUGCAACGCUUCUUUGAAAUCACUUCCGCGCCACGUCUGUUUGGGCAGCGGAUGCUAGGAGCUUACACUUCUAUCUAGAUCGUCCUUACGCGAAAGGCAGAUGAAACAUUUUCUCGGGGAGAAAUGCCCUUUUGGCAAGUAUCCCAUUGAAGAAAACCGCUGACACUAGCCCAAUAUGGCCGUGAAAGUAUGUUAAGGGCCAAAAUAUAUAUGUUUCAGUAACUUCAACUUAAUGUUCCUUUAGCUUACCAUAUUUAGAAAUGUUGCACUGUAAUUCUACAGCUAACGUGAAUGUUGGCAACUCGAAAGCUGUUCCUCCUCCAAAGAUGGUCUUUUCUUUAACGUCUCUAUAUGAUACAUGCUUGGGAAUGCAUUUUAGAAUAAUUGUUAAUACUAAGUAAUGCCCUGUUAACAGUGUAAAAAUGAAGCUGAAGUUGAGGUGAAUCCCUUGGCUAAUGACUAAUAAUGUUUAUAAAAUUUUGGAUAGGUUGGUGAGGUUUCCGUUGAUUUUUCCGCUCCAGUGAGCGUCUCAUCUCCAGGACUGUUACAGUAAGUAGUCACCUAAAAAAAACACCUUUCCUUAUCUGUCACCCGUCUGCUCUUCCCUUCCCCUCCCCUCCCCCCUCCCUUCCCCUUCUCUACUCCUCCAGUUGAAGCUUUGUGAAAAUGUAACCCUCCCCCUCUUCUAUUUCCCUGAACGGCUGGCAUUCUGGGAAUGGUUGUUUUCUUGCACUGCUUGACACUAUAAAGUUUCAUGAUUUAAAGCAUGCAGGAUUUCCCGCUAACACAACUUGUCAUCGAACUUGAAAUCCAGCAGUCGAUUACUGUAGUACGAAAGAAGAAAAUCCUGCUUUUCGCAUCCCAGGUUUAAACACAUUUGGGACCAGAAACCCAAUCGCUGACGCACCCUUUGAUUUUAUACAGGAAACUGGACUUGCUUGGGGCACCGCUUUUUUUAGGUGGGGUCAGAGAUCUGGACAGUGCACUUGCUCAUCCGGGACAACACAUUCAAGCUGAUGAUUUUCUUGGCUGCAUGCGCAAUGUGUUCAUCAAUGACAGGAAACUGGAUCCAAGUUUAGCCAAAGAUUCUGCUGGCAUUUCUGACCGCUGUCCUCGACGUGGCCAGUGUUCUGAUGGUCUGUGCAAAAAUGGCGGGAAAUGUGUGGAUUACUGGUUUGAUUAUGUUUGUGAGUGCAAGACAGGUUAUAGCGGCAGGAAUUGUGAAGAAGGUAAGCUUUGGGUUUCAACACAUAUCCUUUCCCCCUUCCAUUAAGAAAGUGGUAUUGUUCAGUUUAAAUCGCUCUAAGGGCGAGUUAACUUUCACAAAGAACUGAAAACUCAUCAAGUCUAAAGUGCACUAUUGCUACCCGUAAAACUUUGACAAAUUACAGAUCCAGCAUAGCAGAACACCUUUCACACAGGGCGCCUUCAUAAGUAAUGGAGCACGCAAAUCUUACUCCUGUGCGCGUGGAGUCGCGUGUGCCGUACUUGAUUACAUCUCGUAUUAGCUAACCUCUUGUUUUCGUAAGCUACUUUUGAUUUCUGGAACCUAUACAUGCCAAAAUGAAACAUGAAAAUUGGUUUUAAAUUAGUGAAAAAAGGUUCUGUGAGGGUGGCAAAUAAAUUUAUUUAGAGGUUUCUUGCAUCUCUCACCCUGUAGAAGUACAACCAGUGAAAUUCGGCGAGAACAGCUUUCUGGCAUUACAGUUUAAGGAAAGCUAUCGCCGCGAGCAGCAGCGUGAAGACAGAGAAGGCGACGCAGUUCGGAAAAGACGAGCCCUGCCUGCAAGUGGUGAACAGUUUUCCAUUCGAUUUCGUACUCGAAACGACGGGCUGCUUCUCCUCGCUACAGACUCAGUUGUUACCAGUGUAUCAGGGUACACUGUGGUGGAGGUUAGUCUCAAAACGUUAUUUUUUUUUCGACAUCAAUUCGCCGCUUUUCAAACGAGAAAGAAAUUGAGCAGAGUCAACUUUCGCAAAGACUUCUGGUACUAGGGACAGGGAAAUAAUUGGCCAAUACAGUAAAAAACCGCGAAUAAGAACCUAAGUUUUUCCAUGCUAGGCUAAGAAGGUUCUUUUAAAAAUGGUGCUUACUGGAAAAUUAGGCUACUCAGGUUCUUUAAAAGGUUCUUAUUUUUAAGAAUAAAUGAGGUGUUUGUCAUUAGUGGGUGUGGCCUAUUUUGGGCCCAUUUUUGGUAUUGCAUGCAUAAUAUGUUAAAAAAACCCCCUUUUGUCCAAGCAUAUUAAAGCCAUUUAUGAAGUUUAUAGAAAGCUAUGCAAGUUAAACAGAACAAAAACAACAUUAAAACAUGAUACUGUGUUUCAUCUUUAUUUUACUAACUGGUGGAGCUUGUUCUGUUAAAUUUGUGUAUUCAGUGUUCGACAGAAUUUCUCAAAAUAAGAACCUGUUUAAAAAUUGUAGGCUAAAACAGGUUCUUAUGUACUUUGGCUGACCCCCGGGUUUUUACUUAAGCUGACCCGCGCGCGCUUUGUCAGUAACUAUCCCAGAAACAAUUCCGGGACACAUUUCGGCUCCAGCUCCCUUCUCUUUUCCGAACUGACAAAUCAUAAACUUUCUAUAACUGGUUUUGUUUAAAAAUGGUCCAAGUUCGUUAAAAGGGGUUUUCGUUGUGUCAGAACUAAAUCGCACCUACCUUAGCUUUGUUUAAGUUACGGUGAGAAAACACGCUUCAUUUUUGCAAUCAAUCUUGAAAAUUAUUUACUGUAGAAACAAAGACAUAACCUCCUUCGUGACUUGCUUGGUUUACACGCGUUUCUUCUUCGCACAAGUUGCAAGUUUCCCUGCCCUUAUUUUUGGUGUGCUCCUAUUCCAUAUUUUCCCGCGCUUCGCAUCCGUUGCGCUUCCCCCUGCAGUGAACUUUUUCAUAUUUCCCGCGCUUAAUUUAAAGGUUGAUUUCCACAGACGCGUUUGUGGCUACGUACGUUAAAGCACACAAAUUUUAAUCACAUAAAGUAGAGGCAAAAUAAAGAGUGCUGAGCUUAAACGAGAAGUUGAGCGAGGUUCAACUUUUAUGCCUACGAGCUACCUUUCAUGCAUUCCCUCUAUUUUAUUUGCGAAAGUAAAUUUUACGCACGCACGCACGUGAAAAUUACGCGACACUGGAAAUAAACCCUAAAGUAGGUUGAAUCUGUUGCUGACUUGCGUUACACGUUUUUUCUCGGCGUUUGGUUGGGGUUUUUUCAUUUCUCUACUUGUUUUGAUUUUUAUUUCGUUUUUCACGACAAUUAUUCUUUUAACCAUUUUUUUGCCUUCUUUAUCAGAUAAAGUCAGGUAACCUCAAGUACACCUUUGGAAAUGGAGGUAACGCGUCCAGUUUUACUGUUGGGUCUCCCGUUGUGACGGACGGUGAGUGGCACAACGUUACUAUUUUUCACCAAGGUAAAAACGUGACUGUCAAGGUCGACGGCGAGUCCCGCACCAACAUGUUUGAUGCUGCUGCGCAUGACUUCCUUGGAAAGAACAUCCAAAGCUGGUUUUUGGGCGGAUAUAAUUCCUCUUUAACGGCCCUGACCCUGAAAAAAUUUCGCGGUUGUAUGGAAGAUUUGAGCAUCGAUGGCCUUCAUGUUUCCUUCUCUGGGCCGAACAAGUUUGCAGUGAUUUCUUCACCAGGUGGGGCGGUCGAAGAGGGAUGUGACGGAUCAGGAUCGUGCGCGACAGUUCAGUGCCAAGAUCCGCUCAAGCCUUAUUGCUUUGAAGAGUGGGAGGGUUACACUUGUAUCAGCGAUGCUCAGUGCAAAUCGAACCCGUGUGAAAACAACGGAGUUUGUUUACCGCAGAAGGAUGGAAGUUUUAACUGUGAAUGCAAGGGAGACUUCAAAGGAGAAACAUGUGCUAUACCUGGAGUAUGCUGGCCUCAUCCAUGCGGCGAUAAGUUAUGCCGCGUUGGCGAUUCAGGGGAGUUUGAGUGUUUUGUGGCGAGCGAACGAACGGAAGAUACGGGAAGCUCCCUGAGUCCUGGAGUAAUCGCAGCCAUCGUUUUUCUAGUCGUUUUGGUCAUUUUGAUCGUCGUGGCGGUGAUAGUUGCUCGUCGUUAUCGCAGACAGCGACAGAAAGCAGUCAGUAGGGCGCCGGCGGAGUUUGACGCGACCGCAGGUACGGAGGUAGCGGCGGACGUGCAAGAGGCUUCCCAAAGAACGUCCCCGUCUCACAGCAGUGACGAUAGUGGCGUUGUGAUCCGUAAUCCCAGCCAGAAGUCCUUAACAGAUUUACGACAGUCUGCGCUUCCGAACGGAAAGGAUAUAGUCAUACAUAAUGUUGGUGCGCCGGAGGAUUAUCAAAUCAAGCUUACGAAAUCUUCUCAAGAGAAAAUCGACCCGGGUUUCUCCGAGUCCGACGGAGAGUUUAUUAUGAGGAAUGGAAUGGUUUUGGGAAUGAAGGAAACACCCAUCAACAGGGCGGAUAUAUCGGGGAUAUCACGGGCUCCCAAUCAUCGGAGCACACCACGAGACAGGGAAGUUGGCCGGCCAUUGCCCAAUAGCAGAUCAAAGAACCGCGAGAGAAAAAUCCCCAAUCCCACUUUAGGCAUGGCAUGGAUAAGAGGCAACCGCUGUCCAGAAGCGUUUUGGACCCUAGAUUGCGCGGUCCAACAAACUCAAAGCCCUCGCGGCGUUUCCGGAAAGGCUCACUGGGAUCUUCGAGCAGCGACGAACCUCCGGAUUUCUCUGAUGUCGGUCACAAGUCUGAUGAUAACAACUCUGAACGACUGGAGCACUACGACAUUGAGGUUGCGAGCCUCGGAUAUAGUGAAGUUUCUUAUCAAUACGAUCCGAAUACUUUCAGAGACCAAUCGUUGAAUCGUCGGGAGCCCCCGGGCUUGUCCGCGGCAGAGAUCGAGAGACUCCGUAAACAACCGCCAUCGGGUAGUUUACUUGAUGCGGUGUCUUCCAUUAGCGACGAAGAUGCUCCAACGAUCGAUAAGUUGUCGAGUGUUCUCGAAGUUCCGGACACUUCAAGUGAGAGCUCGGACGAUACGUUUACGUGCAGUGAAUUCGAAUACGACAAUGACGAACCGAGCCGAGAGGAUUACGAACGUGGAAAUAUGGUGUUUUCAAAACUUGCCGAUGAAGACAUAAUAGGUAAUGACAAACACGGCAAAGCAACAGUUGAAAACGGUGGACGAACAUCUCACAGAGGCUCGCUUAGCACCUUGCACUUCAGCGACGAGGAAAUCUUACCUCACACUUUGAACAGUAAACCCGCAAACGGGUCAAAAGAUUUGUUUAACUGGGACGAUGUGUUAAACUGGGGACUUCGUUAUCACAACCUUAGAGGAGUUUACAAAGACAUCGCGCAAUUGAAAGAUUCUUCAAGUCCUCGGAGAAGAAAAGACGAAGAAUAUGUUUAAAUUGUUGAAAUUGAAAUAUAGGACAUUAUUUUUUAAGAGUGGACCAGUUAUUUAUUGACACUUACAGAACAUUACCUAGAUUAUCGAGAACGAGGUGUAUAUAACGUUUUAGUUAGAAGUGUUUUAUAUACAAACACUUUUUUGUUAUGCCUUCAAAUAUGAACAAGGUUAAGAUUCAGCUUAAAAGCGUUCGUAAGCUUCUUUUGGAAGACUAACUACUGCAAUUUUCCACUAUGUUGGGGUGCGCUUCAGAUAUGAACGAGUAGACGUUUUUCUUGAUCUUAUUGUUUUCUCUGAAAUUCCA
Molecule: messenger RNA, 18475 nt
Organism: Porites lobata
Lineage: Eukaryota; Metazoa; Cnidaria; Anthozoa; Scleractinia; Poritidae
Source: the annotation of a GenBank genome assembly